GUCACAGAAUAACACAAACUUGUCUUGUUUGAGGCCUAACUCAUCUAGGAAUUUCUUCAUCCACAAGAAUUGAUUGGGUUAAUAAUAAAAUGCGAAAAUCAUUAAUCAACAUGAUUAAUUUUCAAGUAAGAUAUGUUGAUGGGUGACUUAGAGUUGGUAGAGUCUUAUGAUGGGCAUUAUGAUGUUGUUUAUGGGACAUAUGAUCCUAAGUACCUAACUAGGAAAUCAAUGAUUGUUAACUUCAAAGGAACAUGGAGCAAGUUUAAUUCAAACUACUUUGAUGUAAUCAUUGUAAAACAUUUAAAGUUGUUCAUUCGUGAAUUUCUAUUCCAUCCUAAUCUAGAUGGAACUCAAAGCAAGAUUUCAUCUUCUCUAGGCAAUGGUUUCGUGCACAAGAUGGAACAUAUACUAUCUUGCAAUUUCCAGCAAUACAUAAGAAAAAGCCGCCAAGAUUAAGAUAUCGGCGAACAAAAAUUAAUCGUAAGAUAUAUUAUUUUGGUAAUUUAAUUUUAGUUCGAGCACGAG
Molecule: messenger RNA, 525 nt
Organism: Cicer arietinum (chickpea)
Lineage: Eukaryota; Viridiplantae; Streptophyta; Magnoliopsida; Fabales; Fabaceae
Source: RefSeq, a predicted model, not a curated record